Messenger RNA from Neogale vison (American mink), 938 nucleotides. Its product is annotated as 60S ribosomal protein L21-like. Gene Ontology annotation, cellular component: cytosolic large ribosomal subunit; ribosome. Gene Ontology annotation, biological process: translation. The record is from RefSeq and is a predicted model, not a curated record. Gene Ontology annotation, molecular function: structural constituent of ribosome. Bases 21 to 938 code for a protein of 305 amino acids. Lineage: Eukaryota; Metazoa; Chordata; Mammalia; Carnivora; Mustelidae. The transcript is spliced from 5 exons.
CCUUCCAGUAAUUUGCCAAAAUGACCAACACAAAGGGAAAGAGGAGAGGUAUCUGUUACAUGUUCUCUAGGCCUUUUAGAAAACAUGGAGUUCUUCCUUUGGCCACAUACAUGCGAAUCUAUAAGAAAGGUGAUAUUGUAGACAUUAAGGGAAUGGGCACUGUUCAAAAGGGAAUGCCCCACAAAUGUUACCAUGGCAAAACUAGAAGAGUCUACAGUGUUACUCAGCAUGCUGCUGGCAUUGUUGUAAACAAACAAGUUAAGGGCAAGAUUCUUGCCAAGAGAAUUAAUGUACGCAUUGAGCUUAUUAAACAUUCAAAGAGCCGAGAUAGCUUCCUGAAACGUGUAAAGGAAGAUGAUCAGAAAAAGAAGGAAGCCAAAGAGAAAGGUACUUGGUUUCAACUAAAGCAUCACCCUGCUCCUCCCAGACAAGCACAUUUCAUGAGAACCAAUGAAAAGGAGUCCAAACUGCUGGAACCCAUUCCCUAUGAAUUUAUAAAAUCGCUACAAAUGGUUGGCAGCACCGUUGUCGUUAAAGUCUCAAGGGAACCAUACAAAAAUGGCAAGCCCCAAGGUCCUCAGAAAGUGGAUUCUCCAACCACCUCAGUUCCUUCCUGUCAGGGCCAGCUGUCACAGGACUGUGUUUGCUCGCCCCCUAGUGGCAGACACCCGCACUCACAUUUGCCUGAAUUGCUCCUACCGCUCUUCUUUCUUGAAACAGUGUGCCCAGAAGGUCAAAAGAUAUAUGUGAUUGCUAAGGUGAGAGUUAAUUGCUUCCAGCACUUUGGAGAUUUAAUUCCAUUUCUUCCAGCUCCCAUCACACCCAUGGAAAGUAACCCUCCUCUGGGCUUUGCGGUAGACUUCCAGCUGCCCCAAAUGCCUUGCCUAGUAGAUGCCCUGGGGGUUUCGGGUGUUCAGGAAGCCAUCCUUUAUCUUUGA